UUAUCAUUGUCAUUGAAAUUCACAGUGAAAUUAUCGAAUCACUCAUUUUAGUAUAAAAUAGUUAUCUUUCUACAAUUAGGGUAAUAGUUCAUUUCAACCAAUUUGUUGUUGAGUCAGCACUGCUUAUCACUUCGACAUUUUUAGGUUAAGUCAAAACAUGACCAUGUCACAAAUACUAUAAAAAAUGUCAGUUUUUUCCAAAGUACGAAACUUCUUCAGCCGCCACCGCAACAAAUUCAUCGUUGGCGGCAUAAUAAUCGGUGGUUCGAUCUUCCUAACGCGCUACGCGCAGCAGAAACUGAAGGAAUGGCAAGAGAAAGAAACUCUGGAGUUUCUAGAACGGAACAGAAAACACCAACACUUUGAAAGUAUUGGCAGAACGUGCAACCAAACCAUACUAAACUUAUCAAUAGCGUUGAACGAGACUAUCAAUAAACGGAUAAACACAGAAGAAGUGAUUGAGCGCCUCAAGAGUAAUCCUGAAAACAAAUUGGGUCUGUGGAAUGAACUGAAAAUAUUAGUGUUCAGUAAAGCCGCAUGUACCAUUUAUGCCAACGUGAUGUUAGUGGUGACACUGAAGAUACAGUUGAGCAUAAUCGGGGGCUACUUAUACAAAGACCCAAAUUCGCUUUCAUCGGAUAUGCAAGAGAGGUAUUUGUCGUAUUGCCAGAACUUAAUGGACGCGGGUUUUAAUAAAUUGAACGACCUUGUAGACAGAACUUGUAGGAAAGUGCUGAACUCUGUAAAUCUGACAAAACAGUUAAAAUUGAGCGACUUGGAGGCCAUAUUUUGGUCAAUUCAGACUGCAGUGGCCACUGAUAAUGACAAUCCUGUGGAAAACUUGAGACACUAUAUUUUACCAGACGUUGAUGUUCCCAAUUCAGAAGGAAUUUAUGAACGAGUGGUGAAAGACACGUCAGACUUACUUGAAAGUGAUGAAGUUAAGUCUUUGGUGACACACUGUACAACUAGAGGGUUCAUGGUUUUAGCUGAACAACUAUCUGAAUAUUAUAACACCAACGGGAUCACGGAAAAUGGAAAAGUUUCAGAAACGGGUGAAUUUAUUAACCCUUUUAAUAUGAAAAAACCCAUGGCGAAAGUUUUGCCAAUAAUAAAUGGACUGUUUUCAAAUAAAACGUUGCCAGAUCAAUUUCUGCAACAACUAAUUGUCUAUGAGAAACUACAAGUCCUAAGUGCAAAUGUUUAUGAGUCUUUUUUGUUGUGAAAAAUAUUUUGUAUUGUGUACUGUAGAUGGUAGUUGUUCAUGUGAUGAGGGACUGUACUUUAUCAAACUUGUUAUCAGUUUUUCCAUUUUACUGAAAAUAUAUUUAUUUAAAAUA
This is a messenger RNA of Zophobas morio, 1340 nucleotides long. Its product is annotated as peroxisomal biogenesis factor 3. Gene Ontology annotation, cellular component: peroxisomal membrane. Gene Ontology annotation, molecular function: protein-macromolecule adaptor activity. NCBI's taxonomy places the organism in Eukaryota, Metazoa, Arthropoda, Insecta, Coleoptera, Tenebrionidae. The transcript has 3 exons. The coding region runs from base 185 to 1225 and encodes 346 amino acids. The record is from RefSeq and is a predicted model, not a curated record. Gene Ontology annotation, biological process: protein import into peroxisome membrane.